This is a messenger RNA of Cylindrotheca closterium, 336 nucleotides long. The record is from the annotation of a GenBank genome assembly. Lineage: Eukaryota; Bacillariophyta; Bacillariophyceae; Bacillariales; Bacillariaceae.
AUGACCCGCGUUGAAGAAAAAACGUCAACUGCCCCAUCUGAUUCAGAAGCUCCAGCCUUGAGCACCAGGGCUGAACAGAAACGGAAUUCUGCUCCAUCCAGGAAAAACGUUGAAGAAGCAAUGGUGUCUGGCCCAUCCAAUUCUGAAACUCCCUUGGCAUCAGAAGAUCAUGUUCAUGAUGAACAAAAGGUGAUUGCAUCCCUUCCAACAGAAAAAAGCAUUCCACCACCACUCAAAGACAAUGAUCAAGUUGUACCACAACAAGAAGAUAAUGGUGAUGAUGGAGAAGAUAUCAGGCAAUCAUCACCAGAGGACAACGGCCCGCCUGCACCGUAA